Molecule: messenger RNA, 1996 nt
Organism: Bradysia coprophila
Lineage: Eukaryota; Metazoa; Arthropoda; Insecta; Diptera; Sciaridae
Gene: phr
Product: deoxyribodipyrimidine photo-lyase photorepair
Biological process (GO): photoreactive repair
Molecular function (GO): deoxyribodipyrimidine photo-lyase activity
Source: RefSeq, a predicted model, not a curated record
AUUUGUGCGUUACUGUCCGGCAAAGAACAAUUUUAAACCCUUUAACGGAAUGAACACAGUUUUGUUGUUAGAUGUUCUAGUCACCAAUUUUAACAAGGACUGAAAGCGAGUACAUUUUCUUCUAAAUUAUAUUGCGACAACCUACACGAUCAGCUGACAACGAAAAGGAAAAAUAAUUUCACAGAAAUUAAGACUGUCAUUCUCGCGAGGGUUAACGAGCAACAAAACCAAAACAAUUCACAAAAGUGCAGCUCAGCAGUUGAUUACGUUUACGUUAGUUUGCUGUUCUGGUCAUACACCAAUUGAUGAGACAUUUAAAUGAAAUUCGAUUAAUUGUAGUCUACGCGAAACAUCUGAAAAUCAAUUUGAGCAUGAGUUCGUCAUCCAUAUCACCUCCACCGAAAAAGCGAAACAAAUCGAACAAUCCGUCAACUAGCAGCGAGGUCUCCACAGAAGUAGAUUCGAAAGGACGCCCAAAAAGUGUCAACUUCAAGGAACAAUUCAAAAACGCUCGGAUACAAACAGCCGAAUCAGUGCUGGACUUUAAAUUCAUCAAGAGCCGUGUUCGGAUACUAUCGGCUAAUGGAAAUGUGCCGGAGAGUGCCAGGGGAAUUGUUUACUGGAUGUCUCGGGAUGCACGGGUUCAGGAUAAUUGGGCGUUUCUUUUUGCACAAAAGCUGGCUUUGAAGAAUGAGGUUCCGCUGCACAUUUGCUUUUGUCUGGUUCCGAAAUUUCUCGACGCCACAAUUCGUCACUACAAAUUCCUGUUAAAUGGACUAAAAGAAGUUGAAGCCGAAUGCUCAGCACUGAAUAUUUCAUUCCAUUUGUUAAUUGGCACAGCCGCGACGACAAUCCCAAAGUUUGUUAAGGACAACGGAAUCGGUGCCGUUGUUUGUGAUUUUUCGCCUUUACGUGUUCCCGUACAGUGGGUAGAUGAUGUACUACAUAAGUUACCGAAAACAGUUCCGUUGGUUCAAGUGGACGCCCACAAUAUCGUUCCGGUUUGGGAAACGUCAGACAAACAAGAAUAUGCGGCCCGUACAAUCCGUGGUAAAAUCAAUAAGAAGCUCGACAAUUUCUUAACUGAUUUCCCGCCGGUUAUCAGGCAUCCGUACGAAAGUGAUGCGAAAAAAAUCAAAAUCGAUUGGCAAACAGCGUUUGAUUCCUUGGAAGUGGACAUGACAGUGGAUGAAGUCGAUUGGGCUAAACCGGGAUACAGUCACGGCGUCGAAGAAAUGGAACAGUUUUGUAACCAUCGGCUAAAGAUAUUCAACGACAAGCGAAACGAUCCGUUGGCCAAUGCAUUGUCAAAUCUGUCGCCAUGGUUUCAUUUCGGUCAAAUAUCCGUACAGCGAACGAUUCUGACUGUUAAAAAGUAUAAAAAGUUGUAUCCUAGCAGCGUAGACGCUUAUGUGGAAGAGGCGGUCGUGCGACGAGAGUUGUCCGAUAAUUUCUGUUUCUUCAAUAAAAAUUACGAUUCAAUAAAUGGCCUUUCUGGCUGGGCCAAACAAACCCUGAUCGAUCACAAAAAAGACAAACGCGAAUGGAUCUACACCAGGAAGCAACUCGAUUCAUCCCAGACUCACGACGAUCUCUGGAAUUCGGCACAGAUUCAAUUGCGUCUGGAGGGUAAAAUGCAUGGAUUUCUACGAAUGUAUUGGGCGAAGAAAAUUCUCGAAUGGACGAACAGUCCGGAAGAGGCGCUGGAAAUCGCAAUUUAUUUGAACGACCGAUACAGUUUAGAUGGCAGGGAUCCGAGUGGUUAUGUCGGUUGCAUGUGGUCAAUUGGUGGCGUUCACGAUAUGGGCUGGAAGGAGCGAGCAAUUUUUGGCAAAAUUCGUUACAUGAAUUACAAGGGUUGCGAGAAAAAAUUCGAUGUUAAGGCAUUUGUUUCGCGGUACGGUGGGAAGGUGCAUUCGAAAGGAAAGAAGAAGUGAUUGUGAAUCGAAUUGUCUGUAAAUAAAAUAAAAAUUGUUGGUUGCAUUGGAGUAUUGAA